AUGUACGACCAGCUGAACGAUGCAUCUAUGAGCCACAACCGACAGCUUGGUGGUUACAUCACAUUGCUGCAGAUUUACGAGCACUUUCCCUCGGUCGCGGAUUCCACCGCUGAUCAGGACUACGACGAGGCUUCCCCGCGUGCGUGGAGCACCGGGAGGUCCGGGACUUCCUCGUCAGAUCAUGCUAUCCCGGUCUCUUGCGUUGGGGGACCUGUUGUUGUUUAUUACCAACCGGAGAGGGUCGUGCGGCAGUUUGGCUACACGCAGACCAUUCCUGCUCCUCCUGUCAAUUCAUGGGUCUCGUAUGAUGAUAUACACGAUAGGUGGAUGCACUACGAGGAUCAUAUUGUUCCAGCAGGUGAGGUGUGCGUUGUGCCAGGCCAGUGUUCCAGUGACUACAUGGACUGGUUCUUUCGCAUCUCCCAUCCUUUCAUGACACCAGGCCACACAUCAGAUCCUCUGUCUCAUGGUCACGCCCUGUAG
Molecule: messenger RNA, 483 nt
Organism: Glycine soja
Lineage: Eukaryota; Viridiplantae; Streptophyta; Magnoliopsida; Fabales; Fabaceae
Product: serine/threonine-protein phosphatase 7 long form homolog
Exons: 3
Coding region: 1-483 (160 amino acids)
Source: RefSeq, a predicted model, not a curated record